CCUUAAGGUUCCAUAGAACAGAAAGUACACGAAUUACUAAUUCACAGGGUAGAAAAAAAACCAAAACAGCUGUUUCAGUUUCAGUUGGUCUUUCAUCUCUAUGGUUCUGUUUAUUUGAUGCAAAUGCAUUGAUAAAAGUCUAAAGUUCAUAAUUUUGUGAAGAUAUGAAGAUGGUGGGUAAGAAGAGUAGAAGUGUUUUCUUCCUUUGGUGGUUUGGAAUGACUUUGCAGCUCUGCUUCUUGCUCUGUUCCUGUGCUGAGAAGACAUCAUUCAGAAGAGGUUUAAGGGACAUAAACAGCAUGGAAUCAACAUCUAUUCAUUCUGGACUCCAUCUUGACACAGAAAACCCUAAGCAGUCUACUUUUUUUCAGUUGGUGGUUCAUAAUGGUAUUGUUUCCGUCACUUUGUCAAGACCUGAGGGCUAUGUCCUUGGAAUAUCUUAUAAUGGAAUUGACAACAUUCUUGAAGCUGAAAACGAUGAACAAGAUAGAGGGUACUUUGACGUCGUUUGGAAUAGGCCAGGAGAACCUUAUAAAUUUGAGAGAAUCCAUGGGACAAAUUUUUCUGUUAUAGCAAGUGAUGGGGAUUCAGUAGAGGUUUCAUUUUUAAAGACAUGGACAUCUUCCAUGAGUGGCUCAAGUGUUCCCAUAAACAUAGACAUAAGAUACAUUUUUCGAAGUGGUGAUUCAGGAUUUUAUUCGUAUGCAAUAUUCGAUCGCCCUGAAGGAUUGCCAGCUGUUGAGGUUGUUCAAAUUAGGUUUGUUUACAAACUCAAGAAAGACAGGUUCAACUACAUGGCUAUAUCAGAUGCCAGGCAAAGAUUGAUGCCAACAAUGAGAGAUAGAGAAACGGGUCAGAUUCUGGCUUACCCUGAAGCUGUUCUUUUAACUAGACCAACCAACCCAGAGUUCAAAGGAGAGGUGGAUGACAAAUACCAAUACUCAUGUGAGAACACAGACAACAGUGUUCACGGAUGGGUUAGUACUCUUGAUUCUGUGGGUUUUUGGAUGAUAACACCCAGUAACGAGUUCCGCAAUGGUGGCCCCAUCAAGCAAGAUCUUACUUCUCACGUUGGCCCCUUCACUCUCAAUAUGUUUGUGAGCACUCACUAUGCUGGGAAGGAGGUAACCAUGGUAUUUGAAGAAGGGGAAACUUAUAAGAAGGUUUUUGGCCCUGUAUUUGUGUACCUUAACUCUGCUUCAACCAAUGGUCACAAUACAGUAUCCCUCUGGUCAGAUGCUAGCAAGCAGUUGUCCAAGGAGGUCAAAAGCUGGCCUUACGAUUUCCCUAAAUCACAAGAUUUCUGUCCACCUAGUCAACGGGGAACAGUAUUAGGAAGAUUGCUAGUCCAAGAUUGGCCCUUCAAGGAAGGAAAAAUUCAAUAUCCUAACAAUGCUUAUGUUGGUCUAGCUUUGCCUGGAGAAGCAGGAUCAUGGCAGAAAGAAAGCAAGGGCUAUCAGUUCUGGACUCAAGCUGACUCAAAGGGAUACUUUACAAUUAAUAAUGUUGUGCCAGGUGAUUAUAAUUUGUAUUCUUGGGUCCCUGGCUUCAUUGGUGAUUACAAACAUAAUGCAAAAAUCACCAUCACACCUGGUGGAGUCAUCAAAUUGAGUACACUAGUAUAUAAACCUCCAAGAAAUGGACCAACAAUAUGGGAAAUUGGGGUCCCAGAUCGCUCGGCUGCUGAAUUCCACGUUCCAGACCCUUACCCUACACUUCUGAACAAAUUAUACAGCAAACUAGGCACAGACAAGUUUAGGCAAUACGGGUUGUGGGAUCGUUAUGCUGAUUUGUAUCCUAGAGAUGAUCUUGUUUACACUGUUGGUAAAAACAAGUAUAGUAAGGAUUGGUUUUUUGCUCAUGUUACAAGAAACACAGGAAAUAUAACAUUCAAGCCAACGAUAUGGAAGAUUAUAUUCGAACAUGGUGAAGACAUAUUGAGCGGAAAAUACACACUCCAACUGGCUCUGGCAAGUGCUACUGAUGCUGAACUACAGGUUCGUUUCAAUGACCCUAGCAUAUAUCCACCCCACUUUACAACAGGGCCUAUAGGAGGUGACAAUGCAAUAGGAAGGCAUGGCAUCCAUGGAUUGCAUAGGCUGUUCAGCAUUGAUGUACCAAGUAAUCUUCUUAUGAAGGGAAAGAACACCAUCUAUCUGAGGCAGUCACUAGCCAUAACUCCAUUACCAGGACAAAUUAAUGGAAUGAUGUAUGAUUACAUCCGCUUGGAACGACCUCCGACUCCAAAUACAUGAUUAAUGUGUCACGCCUCUAGUUGACACAGUAAAUAUGCGUGCAGUUAUGCUUUUUGUAUUAAAUUUCAAUUAUUUUUUAUAACUGUGCUAGAAAGUUGUAAUUGAUUUAUAAAAUGAAUUAUUUCAUUUGUAUUUUCAACUACGUAAUUAAUUGUCUCUAUUUCCAUGUAUUUGUAUAAACAUUUACAAUAAAGAAAAAUUACUUUCAUCCGGUUCAUCUUA
Messenger RNA from Lotus japonicus, 2477 nucleotides. RefSeq lists its product as uncharacterized. The transcript has 17 exons. Gene Ontology annotation, biological process: carbohydrate metabolic process. The coding region runs from base 165 to 2255 and encodes 696 amino acids. Gene Ontology annotation, molecular function: catalytic activity; carbohydrate binding. Lineage: Eukaryota; Viridiplantae; Streptophyta; Magnoliopsida; Fabales; Fabaceae. The record is from RefSeq and is a predicted model, not a curated record.